Messenger RNA from Acanthopagrus latus (yellowfin seabream), 2311 nucleotides. Its product is annotated as leukocyte elastase inhibitor-like. Bases 282 to 1625 code for a protein of 447 amino acids. The transcript has 12 exons. The record is from RefSeq and is a predicted model, not a curated record. Gene Ontology annotation, molecular function: serine-type endopeptidase inhibitor activity. NCBI's taxonomy places the organism in Eukaryota, Metazoa, Chordata, Actinopteri, Spariformes, Sparidae.
UGCUGUUUGUCCACGGCACUGUCUCCUUUCCUGCCCAGCUCAUGUUAGCUCGCUUGAAAACAGACUACGACAACUGCAGUGCGACAAGAUAACCACGUGAGGGCGCUGUUGCACACAUAAUGCUGCACUGAACUACAAUCAUCUCUUCAGCCCUGGCUAUGGUGAUGCUGGGGGCAAAAAAGCAGCACAACCGUACAGAUGUCACAGAACACAAAUCUGCCUUCAGCUGAUUAUUUGAAUCUCACUCGUGACUUGAAGAAGAGUGUCCAUCCGUCCACAAAAUGGCAUCAACAACUGAUCUACCAAAGGCCAACACCUCCUUCUGUCUGGAUUUGUUGAAAAAGUUGAGCGAGGAGGACAAGACGGGGAAUGUUUUUUACUCUCCUUUCAGCAUCUCUUCAGCUCUGGCCAUGGUGAUGAUGGGAGCUGGAGGAAACACAGCCAACCAGAUGUCAGAGGUCCUCUGCUUCACUGAGAAACAGCCACCAACAGAGGCUGAAGAAGAACAGUCGCAGAUGCAGAUGCAGAUGCAGUCCCAGUCCCAGACGGGGUUGCAGGUGGCGAUGCAGAUGCAGAUGGAGACACGGAUGCAGAUGCGAAUGCGGAUGCAGCAGUCUUCCAGACUGCCAGGAUAUCUGCGCCGGUGCCUGAAACCCCAGAAUGGUCAAGAUGAUGUCCACGCUAAGUUUGCUAAACUACUGAGUGAUCUCAACAAGGCAGAUGCACCGUACACCCUCAGUGUGGCCAACAGGUUGUAUGGGGAGCAGUCCUACCAGUUUGUUAAGGAUUUCUUAGCAGAAACCAAAAAGCACUACAGCGCUGAGCUGGAGUCUGUCGACUUCAAAACCAAUGCUGAGGAGGCCAGGGUCAACAUCAACAGCUGGGUGGAGAAGCAGACGCAAGAUAAAAUCAAGAACUUGUUGGCUGAGGGUGUUGUGGAUAACGCGACCAAGAUGGUACUCGUCAAUGCCAUCUACUUCAAAGGCACCUGGGACAAACAGUUCAAGGAGGAAGAAACAUAUGAUGCUCAGUUUAAAUUGAACAAGAAUGACACGAAGCCGGUGAAGAUGAUGAGACAGAAAAGUGAAUAUCGUCUCUUGAAGAUUGAUGAUCCUGACAUCAACUGUAAGAUCCUAGAGAUGCCCUACAAAGGGAACGACCUCAGCAUGCUCAUCUUCCUGCCUAACGAGAUAGAGGAUGACACCACAGGCCUGGAGAAGCUGGAGAAGGCGCUGACCUAUGAAAAAUUUAACGAGUGGACGAGUCCAGACAUGAUGAUAAAAGAUGAGGUGAAUGUGAGCCUGCCUCGAUUCAAGAUGGAGGAGAAGUAUGACCUGAACGAUGUCCUGAUCAGCAUGGGCAUGAAGGAUGCUUUUAAUGUUGGAAUGAGUGACUUCUCCGGCAUGUCUCCUGCCAACGACCUGUUCCUGUCAAAAGUCGUCCACAAAGCCUUCGUGGAGGUCAACGAGGAGGGAACCGAGGCUGCUGCUGCCACUGGUGCCGUUGUGACCGUCCGCUCUGCAAAGAUUACUGAAACAUUCAUCGCAGACCACCCCUUCCUCUUCUUCAUCCGACAUAAUGACUCCAAGAGCAUUCUCUUCGCUGGACGGUUCUGCUCCCCUUAGUGAGUGAAACUGUACGUCCUGUAGACAUGGACAGAUUAUGAGUCAAUGGGCCUCUGGGCACAGACAUGUAAAAAAUUCCCAUGGCAUUACAUUUUCUAUUUAAUUUUCUUUUUCACAGUGGGGUUGAAUCUUGUUCAAAUCUUUUGGAUAAAUGCAUGAAUCUGUCCUCAUACUUUAUACACUCCCACAUUCCACUGUCACUACACAGUGAUUGCAGUUGUUUCCCUCGUUCUGUUCAUUGCAGUGGUGUUUGUGCUCAAACACAAAUUUUAAACUCAACACAUUUCUUGCCGGUCAUGAAUAAGUAUGUGUUUUCCUGUAUUUGACUCAAAAUGUUUUGUUACCUCUAUCUUUUGGCCAUCUCAGUGUUGUAUGAUUCAAAAUGUUUUCCUCUUUAUCUGGAAAAAAUGUAUAAAUCUGUCAUUGAUACUGAGUGAAUAAAGGUAGAAUAGAAUAGUAUUGAACAGAAGCACCAAUAGCUUCUUCCAAACCUGUGUGACACUACAUUGAGGAACCCACAGUAUUGUAGUAUCACCAUUCUAAGUGCAAUUAUCUCUACUGUAAUUACAUUAUAUGCACACAAAAAACAGAGUGAAGACAAACGAGUUCAGAGUUUACUACUGCCACUGAAUGCAAACUAUGUUCUUUACCUUGACAAACUGAAUAAAGAGUGAGGUAUGAAUCAG